Messenger RNA from Notolabrus celidotus (New Zealand spotty), 5046 nucleotides. RefSeq names its product plexin-B2-like. The record is from RefSeq and is a predicted model, not a curated record. Gene Ontology annotation, biological process: positive regulation of axonogenesis; negative regulation of cell adhesion; regulation of cell shape. The coding region runs from base 649 to 5046 and encodes 1465 amino acids. The transcript is spliced from 38 exons. NCBI's taxonomy places the organism in Eukaryota, Metazoa, Chordata, Actinopteri, Labriformes, Labridae. Gene Ontology annotation, molecular function: semaphorin receptor activity; protein binding. Gene Ontology annotation, cellular component: semaphorin receptor complex.
AUUGGGGGUUAGGAUUGGGGAGGAGGAGGAGGAGGAGGAAGAGGAGGAGAUGGGAGAGAAAAAAACCCUGAUCCUGAUUCUCCCCUCUCUGGUUGCGUCUCGCGCCGUUUGCAGCAGAGCUCCUGGAGAUCCGGCUGAAUGUGUGUGUGCGCUCUGACUGGAUACAGAAAACACACACAUCAGAACAGGAGUGUGUGAGUGCGUAUGAGUGUAUGUGUGUGUGUGAGAGAGUGUGUGUGUGUGUCAUGAAUUAUUACACCUGAGCUGGGCAUGUAGUUGUCCGGGUUCCUGGGCGUGGGAAGGACGAGUCUCCACGAGUCUCCGUGUUCUGUGGGAACUAAACUUUACGCGCUGAUCCAGACUCCAGUCCUCCUCUCCUCCUCUCUCCUCCUGUCAGGAUGUAAACCUGGGAACUUUUAUUUUUCCUUUUCAACGCACUACUGCCUCACAGAUGACGACUUUUCAUGUCUAACUUUUUUUGGGGGAAUACAUUCAGACACCAAACUCCAGAGAGAGACAGAGACUCAGCGCUGAGGAGAGGAGAGAGAGGCGGUUCAUGUCAUCAGAGUUCACCCGGCCUUAAACCUGAACAGGAGAUCGAGGUGGUUGAUGUCAUCGCGGAUCGACACGCCUGAACACUGACCAGACAUGAUGGAGCGGAGGUGGGCGUGGCUGUUUGCCUCGGUGACCCUGGCAGCCGUGUACCUCAGCCCCACUCAGUGUAAAAACCUGGAGUUCCUCUCGGACACCCUCAUCAACAACGUGGUCGCAGAUCCUCAAACCGGCCGCCUUUACGUCGGCGCCGUCAACUCCCUCCACCAGCUGAACCACGACCUGGAGGUGGAGUCCCGCACCGAGACCGGCCCCAGACGGGACGACCGGCAGUGCACGCCGCCCGUCACCGACGCCUGCGAGGAAGCCCGGGACACAGACAACCACAACAAGCUGCUGCUGGUGCACAAGGCGAAGAACAUCCUGGUGGUGUGUGGGAGCGUCUUCAGGGGAAUCUGCUCUCUGAGGAACUUGAGCAACGUGGAGAAGCUUCUCUACUUCAGCGACUCCAAAGGAGAGAAGUCGUACGUGGCGAGCGCAGAGGAGAGCGUCUCAGUGGUGGGAGUGAUGUCAUAUUUCUCCAAGGAUGGAGCCAACUACACCGUGUUCCUGGUUGGAAAGGGAUACGGCAGCCACGACAGCACCAAGCUCAUCUCCACCCGCAUCCUCCAGGACUACGGCGACUGGGUGGUGUUCGACAGCAUCAUCGAGGCCUCGGCGGUCCAGGCCAACCCCUUCGUCCUGCGGUACCUCCACGACUUCCGCUUCUCCUUCAAAGACGGCGGCUUCGUCUACUUCUUGUUCUCGAGGACUCUGGGGGUUCAGGACACCAAGAACUUCACCUUCAUCUCCAGGAUGUGCGAGGACGAUCAGGGUUACUACUCGUACACGGAGCUGCAGCUCAACUGUAGCGCAACCAACAAGUUCAACAAAGCCCAGGCUGCGUACGUAGCAGCACCAGGCGAAUUCCUGGCCCAACGUUUGAGCGAAUCAGACGAUAACGGACAAGUUUCUGCCAACGACAAGGUCCUGUUUGUGACCUUCACCUCUGAUGAAGACCCGUCUAUGUCAGCGAUGUGUAUGUAUCCUCUGAGCUCCAUUAAUAAGAGGCUGGUGGAGAUAAUAGGAGCCUGCUACAGCGACAACGGUAUCAUUAAGGAGAAGGCUGCUGUCUACUCGCCGUACUCCUCCAAGUCUGAGGAGCUGUGCAGCAGCAGCAGCAGUUCGCACAACUUGGCCGUCACGUACAAGUGUGGAGCCGAGUUCCUGCCCUCGCCUCUGGCCAGCAAGGCCGACUUUGCCUUAAAGGCUGAGACGCCAGUGGAGCUGCCGGGUCACAUGACUGCGGUGGCCGUUGCUGUGGAAAUGGGGCACGCUGUGGCGUUCCUGGGCAUGGCUUCUGGAGAGGUGGAGAGGGUUCAUCUGUCGGCAGGCGGCUCGGGGAAGUACGGGCGAGCGCUGGUCGAAACCGGCGGUGACAAGGUCAACAAGAACCUGCUGUUCGAUUCCCAGCAGCAACACCUGUACAUCACCACGGAGAAGAAGAUCACCAAAGUUCCCGUCCAGGCCUGCCACCUGAUGAUGGACUGCCAGUCCUGCGUCUCCAUGAAGGAUCCGUACUGUGGCUGGUGUGUCCUGGAGGGAAAGUGCACCAGGAAGCAGGACUGCAGCAGGUCCAUGGAGGAGAACACCUGGCUGUGGUCGCCCAAUGAGCAGUGUGUUCAGAUUCAGGCCUUUAGUCCUCCCAACCUGAGCUGUAAGAAGACCCAGAUGGUUGACAUCACCAUCCCGGCCCUCCCCCGGCUCCGGCAGUUUGACAGGCUGAAGUGUGAAUUCGGCUCCUACAGCAACGACGCUGUGAUUGACAUCCACAGUCAGGUGCAGGUCACCUGCUCGCUGCCUCAUCCUGGGGACAUUCCACCCACUCCAGACGGGCAGGACUACGUGUCCGUCCCGGUCCGGGUUCUGGUGAACGACCGGAUCGUGGUCGCCUCCAACGAGUAUCACUUCUACAACUGUGCCGCCACCGUCAGGAAGAACCCAAACACACCGUGUAUCGCCUGUGUGACCAGUGAGUGGGGCUGUCAGUGGAACGCUCAGGAUCACAGCUGCAGUGACAGCGAUGACGCCGAGGCCGGGAGUCAGAUAGUGAAACCACAGAAGCCCGACAGCUGUCCUCAGUUCGAGUCUCCAGAGCCGUUGUUGAUCCCAGUGGGCUACGAAAUCCCCAUCAGCUUCCAGGGCAAAAACCUGGACUACAUGGGUCAGAGGUUCACCAUCGGGACUGAGCUGAUGAAGUCUACAGAGAAGACUGUGAUAAAGGAGCAGGGGUCAAAGUUCAAGUUCAUGGGUUACGAGUUUUCCUAUGACAAGCAGCAGGAGGUAAACGUAUCCUUCCACAUCAAAGACAGAGACACUGAGAGGAAGAUUGACAGCACCCUGACAGUCGUUCUGUAUAACUGCUCAGUGGGAAGAGAAGACUGCAGUCUGUGUAAACAUGCCGACUCUAAGUAUCAGUGUGUGUGGUGUGCGGCCACGCGCACCUGUGUUUACCGCGAGCUCUGCCUGUCACCGCAGCCGGCUCAGUGCCCCAACCCGGAAAUCACUGACAUCGUCCCUCGGUACGGCCCUCUGAACGGACGCAUCUCUGUGACCAUUAAAGGCUCCAACAUGGGAAUCAAGAAAGAGGACAUCAAGAAGAUCACAGUGGCUGGAGUGGACUGUGUCCACCAGCAGGACAAAUACUCUGUCUCUACCAGCGUGGUUUGUGAGAUCGGUCCAGCGAGGCGCGCCCCGCCGUCUGACGUCCCGUUCCAGCCGACCCACAGCGGAGCAGUGGAGAUAGAAGUAGAGGGAGGGAGGACCGGGAGGUCUCAGGUCUUCUUCACAUACCGGGUACGUCUGAACACUUUAAGAGGAGGGCGAGGUUUGAAAUGUGAGGUUGAGUGUGUUGGAACUCUGCAGGUGUUGGUGCACGGAGAGGGACCAGAUGUGACUCCAGUGAAGGUGCUGAACUGUGACACCAUCUCCCAGGUGAAAGAGAAAAUCAUCGAUCAGGUGUACAGGAACCUGCCGUACUCUCAGAGACCCAAAGUGGAGAGUGUUGCACUCGAGUGGCGUCCUGGCUCCACGGGUCAGAUCCUCUCAGACCUGGACCUCACGUCUCAGAAAGAAGGACGCUGGAAGAGACUGAACACGCUCGCUCAUUAUAAUGAGAGCUGCGUGGUGGCAGGACUGUAUCUGACUAGAGAAAAGGCACAGUGCAGGGGCUACUGGUUGCUGUGCCACACGUGGGGAAAGGAGAACCCUGUGUGCUCGGUUCGGGACAACGCCACGCUGGUUCUGUCCAGAGUUCUGCACACGCAGUCUUUCCAUCAGCAUCAGGACAGCUACGAAGAGAAAAACGCUCUGCUGGAGGACGACAACACCUUCCACCUGGUGAGGCCGGCGGACGAACUGGACGAGGUGAAGUCAAAGCGAGGGAGCAUGAAGGACAAGGCCAUGACCAAAGCUAUCACUGAGAUCUACCUGACCAGGCUGCUGUCUGUAAAGGGUACUCUGCAGCAGUUUGUGUGUUUCAUGUGUUCAUGUGUUCAUGUUCCUCAGGGGUACUCUGCAGCAGUUCAUGUGUUCAUGUUUUCAUGUGUUCAUGUGUUCCUCAGGGGUACUCUGCAGCAGUUCAUGUGUUCAUGUUUUCAUGUGUUCAUGUGUUCCUCAGGGGUACUCUGCAGCAGUUCAUGUGUUCAUGUGUUCCUCAGAGGUACUCUGCAGCAGUUCAUGUGUUCAUGUGUUCAUGUGUUCCUCAGGGGUACUCUGCAGCAGUUCAUGUGUUCAUGUGAUUCAUGUGUUCAUGUGUUCCUCAGGGGUACUCUGCAGCAGUUUGUGGAUGAUUUCUUCCGCAGCGUGUUGGGUUCGAGUUCGGUCGUUCCUCCAGCUGUUAAAUACUUCUUUGACUUCCUGGACGAGCAGGCGCUGAGACACGACAACGUGGACGAGGAGACGCUGCACAUCUGGAAGACCAACAGUUUGCCUUUACGUUAUUGGGUGAACAUCCUGAGGAACCCUCAUUUCAUCUUCGACGUCCACGUGACGGAGGUGGUGGACGCGUCGCUGCACGUCAUCUCUCAGACCUUCAUGGACGCCUGCACCAAGACGGAGCACAAACUCAGCAGAGAGUCUCCCAGCAACAAACUGCUCUAUGCAAAAGAGAUCUCCACCUACAAGAAGAUGGUGGACGAUUAUUACAAGGGCAUCAAGCAGAUGGUUCCAGUCAGUGACCAGGACAUGAACACACACCUUGCUGAGGUGUCACGGCAACACACAGACAAGCUGAACACCCAGGUGGCCUUACAUCAGCUGUACCAGUAUGCCAGCAAGUACUACGACGUGAUCAUCCAGUCGCUGGAUGAGGACCCAGCAGCCCAGAACAAACAGCUCACCCUCCGCCUCCAGCAGAUCGCUGCCGCCCUGGAGAACAAGGUCACCGACCUUUGA